Lichtheimia ornata is the source of this 1563-nucleotide messenger RNA. RefSeq names its product ubiquinone biosynthesis monooxygenase COQ6. The coding region runs from base 1 to 1563 and encodes 520 amino acids. Gene Ontology annotation, molecular function: 2-octaprenyl-6-methoxyphenol hydroxylase activity; oxidoreductase activity, acting on paired donors, with incorporation or reduction of molecular oxygen, NAD(P)H as one donor, and incorporation of one atom of oxygen; FAD binding. The transcript is spliced from 7 exons. Gene Ontology annotation, cellular component: mitochondrion. The record is from RefSeq and is a predicted model, not a curated record. Lineage: Eukaryota; Fungi; Mucoromycota; Mucoromycetes; Mucorales; Lichtheimiaceae. Gene Ontology annotation, biological process: ubiquinone biosynthetic process.
AUGGCUGCACGCCGAUCGUCGCGUCUUUCUUCAUUGCUACUACGCACAACUCUUCCCUCUCGACCAGCAUGGCAACGCACAUUAUCAGCACGCGGUUUUGCAACAGCCAUCAAUAACAAGCUAGACAAUGUAUACGACAUGGUGAUUGUUGGAGGUGGCAUUGCAGGAACGGCACUCGCUUGUUCUCUUGCAACCAAUCCAUCCAUGAAGGACUAUCGUAUCGCACUUAUUGAAGCUAUGGAUCUGUCAAAUACAAACAACUGGGCACCUGCUACGGGUCGUUACUCCAACCGUGUCGUGUCUCUUACACCCGCAUCCAUGCAAUUCUUUCAAAAGAUUGGCGUUGCUGACGAGUUACAUCGAGAUCGUAUCCAGCCAUACAACUGCAUGAAAGUCUCUGAUGGUGUCACCAACGCGAGUAUUGAGUUUGAUACCAAUUUGCUAAGCACCAGCACCAAUCCAGACGACCUGCCAAUCGCCUACAUGAUUGAAAACGUCCAUUUGCAACAUAGUAUUCUGAAGACCUUGCAGACAUCUCACGGCAAAGGCGCAACAGUGGAUAUCAUGCAAAAGGCACGUGUCGCUUCCAUCCGUAUGCAGGAACAACAAGAUGUGAAGGAGGCAGAGGAAACACUUGAUCUUUCGGACUGGCCCAUUAUUGAAAUGGAAGAUGGAAGGGCAUUACAAGCACGUUUACUGGUGGGAGCUGAUGGUGUCAAUAGCCCUGUACGCAGCUUUGCAAAGAUCGAGUCAUUAGGAUGGGAUUACAACAUGCAUGGAGUAGUGGCUACUUUCAAGACGGACCCUUCGAGAAAGAAUGAUACGGCGUAUCAACGUUUUUUGCCAACGGGACCCAUUGCAAUGCUUCCAGUGCGUCUUGGAGACGGGCACGCAUCCAUGGUGUGGUCGAUGCCUCCCGAUAUGGCCCAAAAAGUAAAAAAGAUUCCUGCACAAGCAUUUUGUACUCUUGUCAACAGCGCAUUCCGGUUGUCUAUGGAAGAUCUCGAGUAUCUACGAUCCAAGAUUGAUCCUACCACAUUUGAACCUCUGUGCGACUUUGACUCGGAAUACAACUGGAGACAAGGCGUUGCCAAGCAUGGUUUGGGUGACAUGGAAUUGAUGGAACGGGAACUUUUGUUUCCUCCCAUUGUCGAGUCAGUUGAUGAGACAAGUCGUGCAAGCUUCCCAUUGCGUAUGAGAAAUUCGCAGCAGUAUUUCGCUGAUAGAGUCGUCCUUGUUGGUGAUGCAGCACAUACGGUUCAUCCAUUGGCCGGUCAAGGUCUCAAUCAAGGCAUUCUCGAUGUGGCGUGCUUAUCGGAUAUCUUGCAACGAGGUGCUUCUGAAGGAAUGGAUAUUGGCAAUUUACAUCUUUUGAGAGAGUACGCUUCUGUGAGAUACCUUCGCAACUUGCUCAUGAUCAGCGCUUGUGACAAACUUCACCGCUUGUACACCACUGAUUUUGCCCCGAUCACUUGGAUCCGCUCACUUGGUUUAUCCAGCGUCAAUCAACUUGAUUUUGUAAAGGCGGAGAUCAUGAAAUACGCCAUGGGCAUAGAACAAUGA